Naegleria fowleri is the source of this 3681-nucleotide messenger RNA. RefSeq lists its product as uncharacterized. The transcript is spliced from 2 exons. Gene Ontology annotation, molecular function: histidine phosphotransfer kinase activity; phosphorelay sensor kinase activity. The record is from RefSeq and is a predicted model, not a curated record. Lineage: Eukaryota; Heterolobosea; Eutetramitea; Acrasida; Naegleriidae. The coding region runs from base 1 to 3681 and encodes 1226 amino acids. Gene Ontology annotation, biological process: protein autophosphorylation; phosphorelay signal transduction system.
AUGCCGGGUGAUACCUUCUCCUUGAACGAAGGUACCAAUCUAAGCGGAAAGCAACCCUUGUUUGAGCUGAAAGAUAUGUCUACUCCACCAGUUACUCCUAAUCCUACAACAUCAUCAACAACGCAAAGCAAGAGGGAAUUAUUGUCUGCACAUACUAACUCUAACUCGAUACAUUCUACUUCUGCAAUCACCACAACAAGCGUGGAAAUACAACACGAACCGAGCCGAGACAACAAUAAUCACGGAGAUGCUUCUCAUAAUACUCAAAACAACAUCAUACAUUCAUCCAUGAACCAUACAAAUAAUAACAACCAACAACAACAGCCAACAAUUCAAAACACAACAACAAAUCAACAACAAACAGUAGUCCAUGUACCUUCUUCAUCAACAACAGCCUUUCCCGGUAAUAUUGUAGAAGCAGCACAUGAAGAAGAUGAUGAUGGAAGCAACUCAGAUGCGCAUCUCAAACAUUCAUCACGGCUCCGACGAUUUCUCUCUCUUAUAUAUUCCAAAUCUUCUUCCUUCUUGUUGGGGUAUAGAUUUGUAAACUUUCCAGGUUUGCGAGCACACAAUAGCAUUAAGGAUCCAUACGAACGACUAUCCAUCGCAUACUAUUCUGUCUACUUUGUCUUUUACCUCUUCUUUUCGAUAUCAAUGAUCAUUCAACAACUCAUACGUUUUAAAACCCUUUCCCUUCUCUAUAUAUUAGAUGCUACUUUCUCUCUGGUUGGAUUCAUUCUCUUCCGUUCUCCUUUUCCCCAUGCCUAUCUCUAUGUUUUUCUUGCCUACCUGUUCUCUGUUCCUUUUGUCCUAAUUAACCUUGUUUCUUCUUCCAUUGACACCAACUCCAUCCUUUCACUAUUAAUUUUCCAACAAAACGACUUUGUUGCUUAUCAACAUCUAAUUCUAGCCACUAACCUGAGAGUAAUCAUAUUUCCAACAAUAUUUGCAGCCAUUGGUCUGUCUAGUACUAAAACAUUGAUAGUAGCCAUCAUUGGUUAUAUACUAGCUUUCAUACAAUUUGGAUGGCUGGGAGGUAUAAUGCAAGGUCUAAAGCUAAAUUACGGGGAUUACUUUUGUGAUAUUUUGUUUAUUUCAAUACCCUAUGUCGUUGCUAUAUUAAUUUUAAACAAUAUGCAUCAAGCAUUUAGAUCCCAGAUCAAAGAAGUAGAAACAAGACUUUCUAACAUGCUUAAUAUCACAAAUGAGGCAAUAAUCAUUCAAAGUAGAAGGAAAAAGAAAAUUAUUUACGUUAAUCUUGCCUUUGAAAGAAUGUUUGGGUAUGAACAUGAUGAAAUUGUCCAUGCCAACAAGAAUAUACUGGAUUUGUUAGUAGGCCCUCCAGUAAUAGCAACUGAUGAAUGGACGCUAUGUAAAGCAAGAACGAAGCUUGGAGAUAGAUUUGGAGUUGAGGUUACUCACAAAGUGGAUUUCUUAAGUUCUAAAAAGGUCGAUGUUUUUAUUGUAAGAAACAACGAGCUUAACGACCAAGUGAGGCUGAUGAAUGAGAAGGCCAGACAGGCUCAGAUUGAGCUCCAGAGUAGAACGACAUUCUUUAGCAUGAUUUCUCACGAUCUAAAGAAUCCAUUGAACUCCAUAUACUUAAUCGCUCAAAAAAUGCACGAAGAUUUUAUGAGCCAACAAGCUGUUGAUUUCCACGAAGGACUGGAAUGGAUGAAUAUGAUUCUUUCUAGCUGUCAUAUUUUGAGUAAUAUUAUUCAAGAUGUACUUUCUUCUUCAAAAUUGGAAUCAGGAACCGUGGAAUUGGACCUUUCCAACUUCGAUUUAGUGUACUCGAUAGAAGAAAUUAUUUCUAUCAACAGUGUUACAGCAUUCAAGAAAGGUAUUGACGUAGGACUUGAAAUUGAUAUCAAGCGAGGAUCAAAACACAGAGUACCAAUUGUUGUUAAAGGAGAUGUUCACAAAUUCCAACAAAUUUUGACAAAUUUGAUGGGAAAUGCAAUCAAGUUCACUCAUACUGGAUCUGUUACAGUCUCAGUUGAUGUUCAAGAUGAGACAGAAAACGCUGUUAAGGUGUUUGUUGUCGUUUGUGAUACAGGUAUUGGUAUCCCCAAAGAAAAACAAAAAGAUUUGUUUAAAGUUUUUUCGCGACUUAAAAAAGAUAAGGAAUAUGAAGGUAGUGGACUUGGCUUGAGCAUUUGUAAAAAUCUCACAAAUCUGAUGAACGGAGACAUUGGCUGUUACAGCAAUGGCGAAUCGGGAAGCAACUUUUGGUUUACCGUUACAUUCCAAAAAGCAUCAAGAGGAGAGGAUUAUGACAAGAUUGUUGAACGAGCCGAAAAACGUUUGCCUCUUACAGAAGAAUCUAAGCUAAUUGAAGUCAAGGAAAAACUUAAUUCCAAUUAUCCUUCUUCUACUUGUCUUGUCAUUUACAAAGAACCCAAGAUUAGAAAUAUUCUCACCAAUUACAUGAGAGAGACUUUUGAUGACCAAGUUGUGUCCAUGGAAAAUGAUGUAGACACCAUGUUUGUGAGUGCAGAAUCACUAGAAAACAUAACAGAGAGAUUCCUUCAUAAUUCUUCCCCAAACAUUCAUGAAUGGAAUGUUCAAAAACCAAUUUCUUUCAUUAUCCUAGACGAUUCUUGUUUCCUUCCUGAGAACCUUCCAAAGAGUGAAAAUGCUCUCUUCAACCCCUCAGCUCAAAACACUAAUAGCAUACGUGUAGGAUCUUCUUCCAGCACUAGAAGAAAUAGCUCUGUGAUUUAUAGCCCUCCAGAAAUUGAAAGAAUAUUUUCUACAGUCAUCAAACUGAGAAGCAUUGUUGAAAAUCAUAAUGCAAAAUUGGCUUUAGGUGGAUAUAGCAUCUCUACAAAAGUAGUCGUUUGGUUUGAUAAGUUCGAACCAAAGAGAUUUCUUAGUUUUAUUAGAAAAGACCCUUCUAACUUUGAAAGGCAGUCAAAAACCAAAGGCUUAUUUGACUUAACUCUAAGAAAGCCUAUCACCUUAUUCUCAUUCCAGUAUAUGAUACAACAAUUAUUGGCGAUUAGGCCCUCAACAAUCGCCCAUAAUGAAAGAAAACUUAUAGAGACCUACCAAUUUCCUUCAAAGAAAGACGACCAUCGAAAAUUCUCAAUGGACCCAACUGCUCUUACUUCUCCAGGUAUAAAUUCAUCUCAAGAAUCAAGAUGCUCUUCCUUAGAUACAACAUCCAUUGCUCAUUCUAGCUUCUCUCAGGACAAGUCAAUACCUGAAAUCGAAGAAGAAAAGACAAUUAAUUUGAAAGUUCUUGUGGCUGAUGACAACAAUAUUAACAGAAAUGUGAUGCUAAAAAUUUUAGGAGGACUUUCAGGAAAUUCAGAUAUGGAAAGUCAAAUAUCAGAAAUCAAGAAUUGUCCUUGCAAGCUCCUAGUUCGUACCAAAGGAGCUGUGAACGGUAAAGAAGCAUACGAUGAAUUUAUUCAACAUUUUAACACGCCAAACAAAUAUGAUGCCGUUAUUCUAGAUGUUCACAUGGACGUGAUGAGUGGAUUGGAAUGUGCCCAAAAAAUUAGACAAUUCGAAUCAGAGCACAAGGCUAAACCUUGUGUUUUAAUUGGAGCCACAGGAGAUAGUGAUGGAGAGCAUAUUUGCAAACAAGCUGGAAUGAAUCUUGUUUGUUUGAAGCCAAUCUCUCAAACACAAAUACGAAAUGUGGUGAAACAUGUCAUUGAAGACUUGUGA